UGCAGUUGAGCUGUUGUGUGUUUGUGUCUCUGUAUUCAAGCAGUAAAAUGGCAGAAGCCAGAAUUUCUCAGGAUGAGUUCCAGUGUUCAGUGUGUCUGGAUCUCCUGAAGGAUCCAGUGACCAUUCCCUGUGGACACAGUUUCUGUAAGAUCUGUAUUACAGGACGCUGGGAUCAGGAGGAUGAGAAGAGAGUCUACAGCUGCCCUCAGUGCAGACAGACCUUCAGUCCAAGACCUGCUUUAACUAAAAACACCAUGCUGGCUGAAGUGGUGGAGAAACUGAAGAAGACUAAACUUCCUGAUGACUGUAACGCUGGAGCUGGAGAUGUGCAGUGUGACGUCUGUGAUGGAAGAAAACGCAAAGCCAUCAAGUCCUGUCUGGAGUGUCUGAACUCUUAUUGUGAGAAUCACCUUGAACAACAUGAGAGUUUUUUUAAAAGAAAGAGACACAAUCUGACUGAUGCCACUGGACGCCUGCAGGAGAUGAUCUGCCAAACACAUGAUAAACUCCUUGAGGUUUUCUGCCGCACUGACCAGAAGUUUAUAUGUGUGCUGUGUACGAUGGAUGAACAUAAAAACCACGACACUGUAUCAGCUGCAGCACAGAGGACAGAGAAUCAGAAGCAGCUGAAGGAGACGCAGAGGUCGUUCCAGCAGAGGAUCCAGCAGAGAGAGAAAGAUCUUCAGCGGCUGAGAGAGGCUGUGGCGUCUCAUAAGCGCUCUGCACAGACAGCAGUGGAGGAUAGUGAGAGGACCUUUACUGAGCUCAUCCGCUCCAUUGAGAGAAUCUGCUCUGAGGCGACACAGCGGAUCAGAGAUCAGGAAAAGACUGCAGUGAGUCGAGCUGAAGGACAACUGGAGCGACUGGAGCAGGAGAUCAAUGAUCUGAGGAGGAGAAACGCUGAGCUGGAGCAGCUUUCACACACACAGGAUCACAUCCAGUUCCUGCAGAGUUUCCAGUCUCUCUCAGCUCCUCCUGAAUCUACAGACGUAAAUGACAAUCCCUUCAGUUCUCUCUUCUCUUUUGAUGGUGUGAGAGAAUAUGUCCUUCAGCUGAGAGACAAACUGGAGAAUUUCUGCAAAGAAGAACUCAAGAAGAUCUUUGACAGAGUUAUUUUAACCAACAUUGUUCCCAAGACCAGGAACGACUUCCUACAAUAUUCCCAUCAGCUCAAUCUGGAUCUGAACACAGCACAUAAAAACCUUCAUCUGUCUGAGAGGAACAGAGUGAUUAAAUUCACUGACACUAGCAUAGUCCAGCCGUAUCCUGAUCAUCCAGACAGAUUUGAUGAUGUGUCUCAGGUGUUGUGUAGAGAGAGUGUGUGUGGACGCUGUUACUGGGAGAUUGAGUGGCAUGGGUAUGUGUGUAUAGCAGUGUCAUACAAGAGCAUCAGCAGGAAGGGACGGUAUAAUAAGUGUCGGUUUGGAUUUAAUGAUCAGUCCUGGAGUUUUUUCUGCUCUUCCUCCAGAUACUCAAUUAGACACAAUGACAUAGAGACUGAACUCCCUGUAAAGCCCAUCAGUCGUAGAACAGGAGUGUGUGUGGAUCACGGGAGAAUAGGAGUGUAUGUGGAUCCCAGUGCAGGAACUCUGUCCUUCUACAGCGUCUCUGAUACAAUGAGCCUCAUACACACAGUCCAGACCACAUUCACUCAACCGCUCUAUCCUGGGUUUAGGGUUUUUUCUAAAUCAUCAAUGAAACUUGUUGAUGAAUCAGAAUAGACUGUAGAGAGAUUCUACCCAAAAUACUUUGAACUGCAUGAUAAAUCACUGACUGUCACACGCUGGCUUGACUAGAUAAUCCGAGAUAAGAGGCUUGAUGCAGAAAGACGAUGAACACUUAUAUUUAACAAACACCAGGGAUAAACACCAGCAGGAAACAUUAAAACAAGACAAUGAACAUAUAAUGACUGAGGGUUUAACCCUCUGGGGUCAACAAACGCGCCAGCACAUUUUGCUGGAUUUUCUUCACAUAGUAGCCCAAUAGAAUUAAAUUACUUCAUCAUUUAUGAUCAUACAGAAAAAAUAAAUAUGAAAAAAGAAUCUGUAAGAUGUCUACUUUUGUAUGUGUCCAACACAUCAAAACAAAACAUUGUGCUUUUGUAAAAUAAAGAAAACAAACAGAGUGUGCUUUCUGCCUCUCUAAAUCCGUGAACUUUUUUUUCCUUGAGCACGUCUCUAAACUGAAACAAAACUCAGCGAAUAAUCCACAAAUUUUGUAAUUCAUACAAAUGAUAUAAUAUCCAAGGUAAACAUUUAUAGUAAUUGUGCAGUUAAUUCUCAUGCUGUAUUUUCAGAAAGUUUUGGUAUCCUCUCCCCAAAUUUGUCACAAAUAAAACACAAUAAAAAUAAUUUAAUGAGAAGGCUUACAUUGACCAAUUUAGAUUUAGUUUUAUUUAGAUUUACCUUGUAAAUAUGUUGUUUGCUGUUUUAUUAACCCAUUAAUGUAUUUUUUAGAUAUACCAUGUAAAGCUGUUGCUAUAAGACUCGCAGCAUGAGGAAGUCAGAAAAAAGCUCAGUUAUGGGGAAACGAGUAUUGCAAAACAUCUGGGAAGGGUUCUAGGAACAAGAGGGCCUAAGUUGACUGUUGCUGUAUAUCUGUCUUACCAAAUGCUGUAUUUCCUUUUAUAUAUGAUGAAAAUGCUUGUGCUUAGGGGGAAACCCUCUGAUCUCUGAAGGGUAUACAUUGUGAGAUCUUCAACAGUUUAAGGCCGAACCUUGUGGUGAAGACUACUCGUAUUUUUUUAUGUUUAUUUUUUAUUCUGUUCUUUGUUAUUAAAACGAAACCAUCGAUUGUGGUGAU
Molecule: messenger RNA, 2802 nt
Organism: Rhinichthys klamathensis goyatoka
Lineage: Eukaryota; Metazoa; Chordata; Actinopteri; Cypriniformes; Leuciscidae
Product: tripartite motif-containing protein 16-like
Exons: 7
Coding region: 48-1721 (557 amino acids)
Molecular function (GO): zinc ion binding; protein binding
Source: RefSeq, a predicted model, not a curated record